CAGGUCAAUCAAGGAAGUGCAGCAGUCAAUUUGAUUGCCAUUAUUGUUUUUGUAUUAUUUUAUUAAAUGAAAUGAUAUUAGAUAAAUCGGUCGGCAGUGAAAGUUUAAUGCAAAAUGAUUUGGAGAUAAAAAUAUGUUAUGUCCGGCGGUAGCGCGAGUCAGUUUAUCCGGAUAGCAGAAAAACCGCAGGCAGGAUACGGCUUUGCAGAUAAUUAAAUAUUAAUAACGGCUGUUUGAUAAGAUGCACGAGAAAAUCGAAGCACAAUACAAAUCGCGAUUUAUUCCUAAAAGAGAAUUAUGAGGGAAUCGAAUAUAAUAGGAAAUCUACAUCAAGAUUCUUCAUAAAAUAGACUUGCCCAAAUAGUAAAGAAAAUGGUUAUUCAACAUUUUUAGUUAAUAAUAUUAAUAAAUUUAUAAUCUUUAAGACAUAUCUACAUUAAAAUGAUUAGAAAAUCUGAUCUUCAUCAGACAUAAACUAUAAGAAUGGUAACUUAGAGAUUGUCACAAUAUGCGUUUGCGGGGCUGAAUCUGCGGGUGAAGGUAACAGGGCCCCAGGCGCUAGGGUCUGAGAGACUUGGCAGUUAUGAAGAAGCAAAAUGUUCGCACCCUAUCGUUAAUUGUGUGCACAUUUACUUACCUGCUGGUUGGUGCUGCUGUUUUCGAUGCGCUGGAAUCACCUACUGAGAAAAACAGAUUUGAUGUCCUACAAGCGAUAGAAGGUAUGUUAAUAAGGAAGUACAAUUUCUCCGAAGAAGACUUCAGAGUGAUGGAGUUGGUAGUGCUCAAGUCUGAGCCACAUAAAGCUGGGCAACAGUGGAAGUUCACGGGCGCAUUUUAUUAUGCCACAACUGUCUUAACUACUAUUGGCUAUGGACACUCAACACCUUCAACUAUUGGUGGCAAGUUGUUCACAAUGUUCUAUGCAAUAGUUGGUAUACCACUCGGCCUCAUCAUGUUCCAGAGCAUCGGUGAGAGAGUCAACAGACUUAGUAGUGUUAUAAUCAAAGCAUUAAAGCGUGCUAUGGACUGCAAGCAAACAACAGCCUCUGAGGUGGAUCUGAUCUGUGUGGUGACAACCCUCUCCUCGCUGACGAUAGCGGGUGGAGCGGCAGCUUUCUCCACAUUCGAAGGAUGGAGUUACUUUGAUAGUGUCUAUUACUGCUUUAUUACGCUCACUACUAUCGGUUUCGGGGACAUGGUGGCAUUACAAAAGGAUAACGCGUUGAACCGCAAGCCGUCGUAUGUGAUGUUCGCGUUGAUCUUCAUACUGUUCGGUCUGGCGAUAGUGGCCGCCUGCCUCAACCUGCUGGUGCUGCGCUUUGUUACUAUGAACACUGAGGAUGAGAAGCGCGACCAGCAGCAAGCGGAGCAGGCGCAGCAGGUGGCGGUGCGGCUGGAGGGCGACGUGAUCACGGCGGACGGCGCCGUGCUGCGCGGCGUGGCGCGCGGCACGCGCCUGCCCGCGCCGCACCACACCGGCGAUACUUCAAUGAUCCCGUUGUACAUAGACGAUGAUUACGCUCCCAGCGUUUGCAGCUGUUCUUGUAACUGUUUUGCUCCGAACAAAUGUAAUUUAUAUUUCAGGUCAAUACCGUACAGAGACCCACUAUCACCUGUUCCACCGACAAACAUAAAGCAAAUAAAAUCCAAAAAUUACCUCGAGUUGGGUGGAAUACCGAGAUAUAUAGAAAAAGCUUCAUCUAAAAAUAGAUCCCAGACUCUUCGUCUUAAUUCAGCAUCAGGCUAUCUCUAUAUGAAUGCGAGAAAUGAUUUUACUCUAGACCCUGAAGAUUUUAGAGAAAUGGUAGCAAAAAGACGGGAACAAUUACGACGCGGUGUUAUGAUGUAUGAAAUGAGAUGCAAUGAACAAUAUUUAAACCCAUACAGAAAUAGUCUAAGCACCAGAGUGGAAAGUCCUCAUAGUUCUUCGCUUUAUUCGAUGAAUAUCAGAUCAGAUAAUCGAAGCAACGAUCCGUUAGUCGACGAUUACGAUUCCGAGAAAUCGAGUUACGCGAGAAAAAAACUAAUGAGGAACAUAGCUCGGAAUACCAACAACAAACGAGUAGAAAAUUACUUCUACGAUGAUGCAGUUCUACAUUUCGAUGAUGAAUACGCUUUCGAUGGAUCGAUAUUAUUCGCUAAAAGGAGAAAAUCGAUUGAAACUAAUUGGGAUGAAUUUGCGUGUGUUAUGCCGAAACAUCCGGCUUACGAGGACCAAAUAUCAAAUGACGGUAGUUGUGGAUAUUAUCUCCCUGAUGACGACCAACAGUAUUUCGUGAAUGACACCCUCACCUUCAAUAUGCCACCGCAUCGAGCGAGCAUAUAGUGCCAAAGAUUUUGCCAAAUUAGUUUUAGUUAAUACUAAAAUAAACGGGCCAAUUAAAUUUAACUAUACUAGGAAACUUACAAUUUUGCGGUAGUUUUGAAUUUUGAAGGUUAUAGCUUUUUUUAAGGGUGAGUCUAGCGCUUCGCUUGUACAUAAGGGAUGGAAGAAGUUAUGCUGUUUCAUAUAUCACAAAAAGUGUUCAUUUAAUAUGGGCAUAUAAAUAUUGUGUGUGUUUAAAAAUAUUUCGAAGUGAAUUUAGUGAAUAAUUCCUUGAUUAUUUCAAAUUGUGUGCCAAAAUUUUCAAUCAAGAUGCCAAAGGAUGAAAAAAAUAUGUCACAAAAAUACGCUCAAUUCAAGAACGAAUGAUUGAACGACCUUUUUUAAUCGUUCAUAAUGAUAUAAGAUAUUCUUGGUCGUUGUAUGAAACCAUUUUGUUUUUUUUUUAUUUUUUUUAUUCUAAUGGCUAUUGGUAAUAUAAAGAAAUGUAUUAAUGUCGAAAAAUUUAAAUUGCAUUUAUAAAAAAAAAACAUUUGAGCUCAAAGCUUUGCAGUAGAACUGUAUUAUUUAAAUUGUUUCUAGCGCUGUUUGUAACAGUAUUUUGUUAUUUUUUAUAAGGUUGGCAAAAUUAUAAAAAAAUGUUGUUUAUUAAUAAUUUGUUAUAAUUAUAGCUCAAAGCUUUUGUUUCCAAAUUCUAUAAUCCAGUGCCAAAAUUAAAAAAGAUUGUUGCAUUUUAUUAAGAACAGGGUAAAAAUCUUGUAUUGAUUCAAUCUCUGAAUAACACAGCUGUAAGUCUGAAGUUAGCUGCAUUCUCGAAGAAAGAGACGGACAUAUACAAACGCUAAGGUGAGAAAGAGACGACACGAUAUGACAAUGCUGAUUACUAAAUUCGGAUAUAUUGUGGAUCGUAUUAUGUUUAUUGGUUUAAAAUUCUUGUGUUAUGUGUUUUUGACCGACUUCUCAAAAUAAGGAGGUUAUUAAUUUUUGUUUUCUUUAUUUCAGUUUAUGAAAUUCAAUUUAAUUUGGAUUUGUUUGCAAUUUUCGUAAGUCGAAUAUAAAAAAAAAUGUUUAAUAAAACUAUUAUGCUUUAAUGUUUAUGGCCGUUUUGUACAAUAUUACUUUGUAGAAAACAACUGAUGUAUUUUUUGUAGAAAUUUUGUUAUUUAAAAUUAAAAGUUUCUAGUUUUAAGAUAAAAUAACAUCUAAAUUCUAAACGGACAUUAGUUGCAGUUUUAGACUGAAUUCUAUUUUUUAUUUUGAACAUAUUUGAGCCAAACAAUACAGUAUGUAAUGAAUGGGAAUUUUUCCUAUUGGGUCGAUUGGUAGUUCGAUCUGCCCAACGGGAAACACCCGUUUUUAUUAUUUUCGACCUGUCUAAUGCUCAAUAUUUAAUUUUAUUAUUAAUUACAAUUGAGUAUUGCUUUGUGAUAAUUUAUCUACGUCUUUUUCUAAUGAUAGUAUUAUUAUUUUAAACUUUUUUAGUUUAAAAAUAUUGAUUUUCAAUAUUAACUUCAAAAGGCGUUGAAAUCUUGAUGGUUAAAUAUUUUUUUUUUCUGAUAUAAUUGUCAGUUGCUCAAUUUU
Messenger RNA from Papilio polytes (common Mormon), 3904 nucleotides. RefSeq names its product potassium channel subfamily K member 9-like. The transcript is spliced from 10 exons. The coding region runs from base 584 to 2326 and encodes 580 amino acids. NCBI's taxonomy places the organism in Eukaryota, Metazoa, Arthropoda, Insecta, Lepidoptera, Papilionidae. Gene Ontology annotation, biological process: stabilization of membrane potential; potassium ion transmembrane transport. Gene Ontology annotation, molecular function: potassium ion leak channel activity. The record is from RefSeq and is a predicted model, not a curated record. Gene Ontology annotation, cellular component: membrane.